CAGCAGAGGAGCCCAAGGAGCUGCUGCAUCAGCGCGCACAAAAAACGCCGCGAGUGUGCUGACAGGUUGACGUUAGCCGAACCCAUCUAUAAAUCACUCGCCAGCUCGGUUUUCGUGUAACUCACGCCUGCGGCGCAAACCCUAACCAGACCUCCACCGGCCUCUGCCGCGGCGACGGUCGCAGCGCUGCCAAUAUGCACCAGCCGCACCUCUCAUUUGCUUUCCUCCACAGCCACGAUGUGAAAGAAGCAAUACCAACGUUGCGCGCCCUGCUCGCGCUGCUCCCGGCGCUCGUCGCGCUGGCCUACGGCAUCGUCAGGCCAAAACCACAAACGCCGCCGCGCCGGGCCGGCGCCCUCGACAAAUGGAGAAGCGCGCUCGCAUCCCUCGCCGUCGUCCUGCUCGUGGCGCGGUCGGUUGUGGGAAAAGGCCAAGUCGCGGCGCUCACCGCGGCCGGCGCCGCGGGCGUCCUGGGCCUCCUGGCCAACGAAGAGGCCGUUUUAGGAUUGGGCGAGGCCUGGCCCACGCGCAUGGCGUGGCUCUGCGUCGCCGGGGCGUCGGGUUGGGACCUCGCGCGGAGCCACGACACUGUAGAUAAGUGGCUCUCAGCAAUCGCCUUCACGAUAACAGCAUCAUCAGCCAUCGCCUACGCCCUCUUCAACGCCGCAGCUAGAAGAAAGCCUAUCAAUGAAGAGGGCUACGCUCUACUCGAAGAAGAAGACGAGUCCCCGGAGGACGCCGCCGGCCCGGCGUCGACAGGAGUCUUCGCCUGGAUGUCUCCUUUGUUGGCAAAGGGCUACGCGCGACCCCUAGAAGCGCGGGACCUCUUCCCUCUCAUUCGCGAAGAUGACCCGGACGCCGUCGCUUCUCGCCUCCGCCACUCGCUACAAUCAAAGCCGAAGCUCGUGAAGGCUCUGAUUGCGGCCUUCGGGCCCCACUUCUUCGUCGGCGGUUUGUACAAGCUCGUUUAUGAUAGCACACAGUUGUUAGUGCCGGUACUGCUGAAUAGGUUCCUGAAGGUGCUCGGAAAGAACGACACCCAAGCCUACAAGAUCGCGGGCCUCAUGGUCGCCAACGCCAUUCUCGCUACACUGUUAUUACACCAGUAUUUUCAGAGGACAUAUAGGACUGGCAUGCGCCUGAAAAGUGCCGCCAUCUCCCUCGUCUUCGACAAGGCGCUCGUGGCGCGGAGGCAAGCUGAGACCGAUGAGGACCAGGAGAAGGGUGCUAAGAAGCAGGCGCUCGUCACGAAUUUGAUGAGCGUCGACGCGCAACGUUUGCAAGAUAACAUGACGUACAUGUUUUCCAUUGUUUCCGGGAUUUACCAGAUUGUGGUCACGAUGUAUUUGCUAUAUGGCCAGCUCGGCUAUGCGGCCUUCGGUGGGUUGGGGGUUAUGUUGAUAUUCCUACCUGUUACGCAACGUAUCGUACUACUUACUCGCGAUUAUCAAAAGGUCGUGUUACAGUACAAAGAUAAACGUAUCAAGUUGCAAACGGAAGCGUUGGGUGGCAUGAAGAUCGUGAAGUUGUACGGCUGGGAGGACCCUCUUGGUUCGGAACUGAAGCGGCUGCGCGAGAAGGAGCUAUCAGCGUUGUGGCACUACAAACUUGCUGGAGUGUUCAGUAGAUGUGUCUUCGCCGUCGUUCCCACAGUAGUAGCCGUCGGUACCUUCAGUCUGUACGUGCUGACGGGCCACGAGUUAACCGUAUCUCGCGUCUACACGACGCUAGCUUUAUUUAACGUGCUGCGGUUUCCUUUAAUGAUGGUGCCUCGGGCCAUAUCCUCAGCCGUGGAAGCUUUACUGUCCGUCGAUAGAAUAGCGCAUUUCUUAGAUGCGCCCGAGGUUUCUAAGUUACCUUCCGAAAGUAGCGACGAUUGCGCUCUAUACCUCGACAACGCGCAUAUCAGGUGGCCCGGGACAUCUAACAACGUUCAAGGCGCACCAUUACUGAGAAGAGUCACGGCAUCGAUCAAGAAAGGAUCGUUGUGUGCUAUCCUCGGAGAGACCGGGGCCGGAAAAAGUGGCUUACUCUCAGCUUUAUUGGGCGAGUGCGACGUCACGUCUGGCCAAUUGGGCGUCUUCGGCCGCAUCGCCUAUUGUGCCCAAUCAGCGUGGAUCCAGAACGCUUCUUUGAGGGAAAACAUUUUGUUCGGUGCAUCGUACGAUAAAAAACGGUACCAGGAGACCAUAAGGAGGUGCGCCUUGAGGGAUGAUUUAAAAGCGUUGGCCGACGGUGAUAGGACGCAAAUCGGCGAGAAGGGUUUAACUUUGUCAGGUGGUCAGAAACAACGAGUCGCGUUAGCUAGAGCUUUCUACGCGGGCGCGGACGUUUACUUGUUUGAUGAUUGCCUAUCAGCAGUAGAUGCCCACGUCGCCGCGCAUUUAUUUUCGGAGUUAGUCUGCCAUUUGCGAGAUACGGGCGCGACGGUGGUGCUAGUGACGCAUAACCUCAGUACGAUACGGCGGUGCGACGUCGUCCUCGAGCUGAACAAGGGCGAAGUGUCCUACGUCGGGAACCCGCAAGAGUACCUCGAAGAGGGCCAGAAGAACCCCGAGGCCCACCCGUUAGCUGCUUUGGCACUGAAACACAAGCAGAACGGGUCGUCGUCGUCCCUGGUUUCGAUGGGCAAGGACGUAUCGUCCGAAUCAUCGGACGACGAAGUCGAGACUCAGAACGGUGUUACUAUGAACACGACGGAGCACCGCACUAGAGGUGUGGUGAAGAGUGAGACGCGGGCGGCUUAUCUCGCGGCGACGGGCGGGCUCGCGAUGGUCAUCUUAGUUGUUACGGCACAAAUUAUGUACCAAGCCUCGACCGUAGCCACGAGCUGGUGGCUGGGCUACUGGAGUGCGGGCGCUGGGUAUGCUAAAAAAAUAAACGCGUCCGAGGGGCUAUCGGUCUACGCUGGAUUAUCAGGCAUCGCCGUUUUACUCUCAGUCGUAGCCUACGGCGUCGCGUCGAAGCUCGGCCAGAACGCGGCACGCUCAUUACAUAACCAGAUGUUGGAUGGACUGCUGAAGGCACCGAUGGCUUUUUUUGAUCGCACACCUCUCGGACGAUUGGUCAAUUUAUUCUCGAAGGAUUUGUAUACGAUUGAUGAGGAGUUACCCGUGACAUUGGCGAUGUGGCUCUCUGUUGCUACUUCCUGUUCCGCGACAAUAGCCACCGUAGCGUUCGCGACGCCGUGGUUUUUAGCUGUCGUCUGUCCUCUCGGGUUCCUGUAUUUUGGUACCAUGAAGUACUUCAUCCCCAGUGUCAGGGAGCUCAAGAGGUUGGACGCUACGAGUCGCUCUCCGGUUUUCUCCGCCUUUGGCGAAGCGCUCGACGGGGCCACGACCAUCCGAGCGUUUCGGGCCGAGGAACGGUUCUCCCGGGAUCAGUCUACCAAGCUCAGGACUAACCUAAAAGCCUACUUCCUGGGCACGGCGUGCAACCGGUGGCUCGCGGUGAGAUUGGAGUUCCUAGGGACGCUAACUACGGGUGCCGCGGCCUUCCUCGCGGUGGCGGGCAACACCGCACCGUACAAAGCCGGCCUCUCACUGACCUACGCUCUCAGUGUGACGCAAGCGUUAAAUUGGUUCGUGCGCAUGAACGCGGACCUAGAAAACAAUUCCGUGGCCGUCGAGCGCGUCGUCGACCAGAGUAGAGUAGUUGCUGAGAAAGAUGGGAGCGAGGAGCCUCCAGCAAAUUGGCCGUCGCACGGCUCCUUGGAAGUCUCGAAUCUGAAACUAAGAUAUAGGCCGGAGCUGCCCCUCGUGCUGAAAGGCCUGACGUUUUCUGUCGAGGGCGGGACGAAAUUAGCCUUGGUGGGUCGAACCGGUUCGGGGAAGUCGUCGUUCUUACUAGCUUUGUUGAGGUUGGCGCCACCUUCUUCCGGAAGUUCUAUUAGUGUGGACGGCGUCGACGUCCUACGGUGCUCUUUAGCAUCCUUACGACGUAGAGUCAGCAUGAUCCCGCAGGACCCCGUACUCUUUUCGGGGGACGUGCGGUUCAACGUCGAUCCUUUCAACGCGUCGUCGGACGAGGAGGUUCGUAGAGCUCUGGUGGAUGCGCAAUUGGAAGCUCGCACAUCCCUAGACGCCCAGGUCGAGGAGGGCGGCCGCAACUUCUCGUUAGGUGAGCGGCAGCUGCUUUGUUUAGCAAGGGCGUGCCUACGACGGUCGAAAUUGCUGCUGCUCGACGAGGCGACGUCGGCAGUGGAUGAAGCUCUCGACGCGGCCGUUCAGAGAGCUAUUAGAAGGACGUUCCGGGACGCUACCGUGGUCUGCAUCGCCCACCGGAUCAACACUAUUAGCGAUUACGACCGCGUGCUGGUCUUGGACGAUGGGGAGGUCGUCGAGGACGGCGUGCCGGCGGUGCUCGCGAAGGAUCCCCAGUCGGUAUUCGGCGGACUGGCGCGGUCGCACGACGAGGGGGUCUAACAUUAACUUGUGUG
This is a messenger RNA of Pelagomonas calceolata, 4438 nucleotides long. NCBI's taxonomy places the organism in Eukaryota, Pelagophyceae, Pelagomonadales, Pelagomonadaceae. The record is from the annotation of a GenBank genome assembly.